Molecule: messenger RNA, 1905 nt
Organism: Sinocyclocheilus grahami
Lineage: Eukaryota; Metazoa; Chordata; Actinopteri; Cypriniformes; Cyprinidae
Product: low-density lipoprotein receptor-related protein 11-like
Molecular function (GO): serine-type endopeptidase inhibitor activity; protein binding
Source: RefSeq, a predicted model, not a curated record
AGGUGCUUUGUGCUGUGCUGCUAAAAUGCGCAAAACGCGGAUUUUUUUCUUAUGCUAAACUAAUACUUUGAAUCUCGAAUGUGAUGUGAGAAAAAGAGUGCCACUGUUUCCAUCUUGAUAAAUGAGCGUUUAAAGCGGCAUCAUGUCUCCUGCGGCGCAUCAUAUCCAGCGAGCGCUCAUCUGUUCUGUUCUUCUCUGGAUGUCGACGCGCUCCUCUUCAACAUCCGAUCUCAAAUCCAGAAUAUCUGGCGUGGAAGAACUGCUGGAGGAGUUCCGUAAGCAGCUACAGCAGGAUGAGUCGGACUCGAGGGAGGAUGAGGAGGAUGGAGACCGCUGUAUCAGUGGCUUCAAGGCGGCGGAGGAGCGCAUCAUCCGCGCCAGCGCGUCCAUCGAGCAGGGCGCCGCGUUCUUGUCCGCCCCGCAGAGGGUGUUCAGCUGGAGGGACUGCGCGCACGCCUGCUGCUCUCACCCGCACUGCACAGCCGCCAUCAUCCAGGAGGACCUCAAGCAGCCCGAUGACAGUUUGCGCUGUUAUCUGUUCAACUGCACGUACAGGGGCAGGAGUGUGUGCUCGUUUUCCUUUCAGCCGGGAUUCAGCACCUACAGUCGGGUGGACAACAGCAGCUCUAGACACCAUGAGCCCAGCCUUGAUUCUGCUGCCACUGACAGCCCAAGCACUUCAGCCGGGAGACCUUCAUAUGGGAUGGAUGAGGGUGGGUUUCUCCGAUUGUACUUCAUAGCGUUACAAAUAGGAAGUCAUAUAUGCACUGUGUCUGAAGUCAUUCUCAGUUUCUCUGUGACUCACCCAGGCCUGCUGAAACUCAGUGGUCUUAGAGAAGGCAUUUAUACCUUUGAGCUGACCGUCACCGACACGGCGGGACAGAAGAGAUCUGACAAUGUGUCUGUCAGUGUGCUCGCCCCUGCACCAAACGCAGAAGUGUGUACAGGUCACUGUUCUCGGUAUCAGUUCAUGUGUGAUGAUGGCUGCUGUAUAGACAUUGGUUAUGCCUGCGAUGGAAAGCAACACUGCCCUGACCGAUCAGAUGAAGAUUUCUGCCAAAAUUUUGAUAGUGGUCAUAAGUCCAACCCCCCCUCUAAACAUGGACCAGAUGUACAAACUGAAGCAGAAGCCCAGACGCCCACAGAAAUACAGCUCAAUGAUAGCCCUAAACCUGAACAACAUCAACAUUAUGACUUCAGUUCGCAAGGUCCCUGUGCAGCACCCUCAGUGGUCGGCCCCUGUAAAGGUGUUUUCUCGCGCUGGUAUUAUGAUUCUAAAACAGGAGAUUGCCAGCACCUCCAGUAUGGGGGCUGCAAAGGAAACCACAACAACUUCCUCCAGAAGUCUGAUUGCAUAAAUGAGUGCAUUCAGAAACCAACAGUAACAAAACAUCAGGGCACUACAACUCUGUUACCCAGUGUGAAAACAUACACACCUCCCAUUGCUUCUGUCCAUAAGGAAAAACUGCAAAAUCCUCUCCCAGAGUCUCAGAAUUCACUGCCAUCGUCUAAAAUACAUCGUGCACUGGAAGGACACCCACCCCCUGAAUCAGGUGCGAUCUUACCCCUGGCUUUGGGUCUGAUCAUCAGCGUUCUGCUCUUACUGAUGGUGGGCUGCAGGCUCUGGCUUGUACGACGCAGACUGAAGAAAGCUUUGCCUCUCACCACAGAAGAGUCUGAUUACCUCAUCAAUGGCAUGUAUCUGUAGCACAACAGCCACCUGCCAAUCAACCCUCCAAUCUGCUGCACCCUUUGUGUGACUGUGUGUGUAGAGGACACAUAAGUUGGCAAAAGAAUCUAAUGCACAGCUAGUCAACCCUGCUCCUGGGGCCAGGUGCACCAGCUGUAUAUGUAAAUUACAGCCUAGUUUUUUUUUUAAAUUGCACCAUUAAACUUGACGUUACA